Lactuca sativa (garden lettuce) is the source of this 1455-nucleotide messenger RNA. The record is from RefSeq and is a predicted model, not a curated record. Lineage: Eukaryota; Viridiplantae; Streptophyta; Magnoliopsida; Asterales; Asteraceae.
AGAGUUCCGAAAUGAAGAAUAUCACGAACCCUCUUCGUUUGUCUCUAUUUGUAGCCAUUAUAUUGCUUCUUGUGGGAGUAGUAUAUCCAUAUCCAAUGGAGUCGAUGAAUUUAGAAGCAAAUAAAAUCACAAAAUCAUCGAAGAGUAAUAAUGUGAUUCAAGUUGAUGUUGGCUUGCUACUGGACUCGAGUUGGAAAAGUAAAGUGUUGCUGAAAUCAUUUAUAGAAAUGGCGCACUCGGAUUUCUACGCCACUCAUUCUAUCUACACGACACGCUUGUACAUGCGCACCUUGUACUUCAACAAUGCUAUUGAUGCAGUUUCUGGAGUUGUAGAGUUAUUGAAAGAUCAAGUGAAAGCCAUUAUUGGGCCAAAGAAUCUUGUUGAAGCCAUAUUUAUUACGGAGCUCGGAGAAAAGUCACAUGUUCCCAUCAUCUCCUUUGAUAGCUAGCGCAAGUUAUUCACAUCUACACAUACAAAGCCAUUACUUAAUCAGAAACUCAAUCGCUGACUCUUUUCUAGCUCCUACAAUCGCACUCAUCAAAGAAUUUAAAUGGAACAAAAUUGCCUUUGUCUAUGAAGACGACAUGUUUGACACUUGCAUAUUUUCUACUCUCCGUGAUUCGUUCCAAGGAGAUGGAAUUCACAUGUCUUAUAUGAGUAUCAUUCCUUCCAAUGCUACAAAUAACCAAAUCUCUAAUGAACUUGGCAAACUAAAUCAGUUAGAAACUACAGUCUUUGUAGUACAUAUGAGACACUUGUUGGGAUCUCGUUUCUUUAAACAUGAUACAAGAUUAGGGAUGAUGAUAAAAGGGUAUGCUUGGGUUAUCACAGAUGUCUUAAUUAGCCAAUUCACUACAUUUGAUUGAUUCAAAAUUGAUGAAUUCGUUCGAUGGAGUCCUAGGCAUCAGACCUCAUGCACCUUCGUCAAGGGUGCUUGAAAAUUUCACAAGGAGAUGGCAAGAACAUUCACAUGCGAUCAAACCACACAUGAAAUUAGUGUGUAUGGUUCAUGGGCAUAUCUUGAGAAGAAUAUCACAAUCAUCUAAUGCUACUACCUUAUCGUCACAGCUUUUGCUACCAUAAUUGCUUUGAUUUGUUCUGAAAGCUCAUUUGGCAAGAAAUGUGCUUUCAAAGUAAAGGAUUAUGAAAAGAAACAAGGAUCCUCUUUUUCUUCGAAUAAGGUAGUAGCAUUAGAUGAUUGUGAUAUUGUUUCUGUGAGUGGUGUCUCUACCAAUAUCAUAUUGCCAACACACAUCCAUCAGGAUGAUGCAAAUGCAAAGGCAAAGGCAAAUGCACAUGCGCUUCCGUAUGUCGAUGCAGAUGAAGAUUCAAUAUACGAGGAGGUAUAACGUAUGUUUUAGUUUGUAACUAGUGAUCCCUUUAGGUUUUUUUUUAUUGGUUUAGAUGUAAAUCAUGUAAUGAUAUUGUUGUAUAUUUAAUCAAUAUAUACUUAC